AUGGAGGCCCCCCUGCAGCAGAUGAAGGCCGCCGUGCAUCGCUGCAUAAACACGCAUACAGACGAGCUGCACACUUUGAGUCGGGACAUUUGGAAACGUCCUGAACUCGCCGGACAGGAGAAAUACGCGCACGACACACUGGUGCGCUUCUUCUCUCAGGACCAGACAUGGAGGGUGGAGGCUCACUACACACUACCGACCGCCUUCAGGGCCGUGUGGGGUCCGGAGGUGGAGGUGGAGGUGGAGGGAGGUGGAGAGCCGGUGCUGAAUGUGGGGUUCCUGUGCGAGUACGACGCGCUCCCGAUUAUCGGGCACGCCUGCGGGCACAACCUGGUCGCAGAGGUCGGAGCUGCGGCGGCUCUGGGGCUGAAAGCUGCUUUAGAGACGCAGACUGAGACCACAGACUGAAGGUAACCAGUGAAGAUAACAGUUCUGGGAACUCCUGCAGAGGAAGAUAUAGGAGGAAAGAUUGACUUGAUCAAUGCAGGAGCCUUCGCUGACGUCGACCUCGUCUUCAUGGCUCACCCAGCUCAGCAGGAUGUGUCAUUCCUGCCCUGUGUCGCACUCGAUGGGGUGUCAGUGAAGUACCACGGGAAGGCAUCCCAUGCCUCUGCGUACCCCUGGGAGGGAGUGAAUGCCCUGGAUGCUGCUGUUCUGGCCUACAGCAAUCUCUCUGCACUCAGACAGCAACUCAAGCCAGAGUGGAGGCUUCACGGCAUCAUCAAACAUGGAGGGGAGAAGCCCAACAUUAUCCCUGCCUACACUGAGUUAGAGUUUUAUCUGCGCUCGCCGCAGGUUAAGGAUCUUUGUGACCUGAAGGCCAAAGCGGAGGCUUGCUUCAGGGCAGCUGCUGUUGCCACCGGCUGCCAAGUGGAGAUAACCUACCCAAGCCAUUGCUAUUAUAACAUUCUGCCUAAUGCCACACUGGCAAACCUGUAUGAAAUAAAUGGAAAAGCUUUGGGGAUUCAGUUUCAAGAGCAGUCAGCCACCUUCUCUGGUUCCACAGACUUUGGCAACGUAUCAUUCAUAGUCCCCGGUAUCCAUCCUUUCUUCUACAUCUGCACCGACGCGUUUAACCACACGGAGGAAUACACCGAAGCAGCAGGAGCUGAAAAGGCCCAGUUGUUCACCCUGAGGACAGCUACAGCCCUGGCUAUGACAGCUGUGGAUGUAGUGUGCUGCCCCGAUCUGCUGAGGCAAGUGAGGGAGGACUUCAGCCUGGCCAAACUGAAACAGGAGAAACGACUAAAAGGCAGCGAUAAAGCUCUGACAGCUCCAUAA
Molecule: messenger RNA, 1281 nt
Organism: Anoplopoma fimbria (sablefish)
Lineage: Eukaryota; Metazoa; Chordata; Actinopteri; Perciformes; Anoplopomatidae
Product: peptidase M20 domain-containing protein 2-like
Exons: 7
Molecular function (GO): dipeptidase activity
Source: RefSeq, a predicted model, not a curated record